Arvicola amphibius (Eurasian water vole) is the source of this 1933-nucleotide messenger RNA. RefSeq names its product glucosaminyl (N-acetyl) transferase 3, mucin type (gene Gcnt3). Gene Ontology annotation, cellular component: membrane. The record is from RefSeq and is a predicted model, not a curated record. Lineage: Eukaryota; Metazoa; Chordata; Mammalia; Rodentia; Cricetidae. Gene Ontology annotation, molecular function: acetylglucosaminyltransferase activity. The transcript has 2 exons. Bases 163 to 1476 code for a protein of 437 amino acids.
GAAGGGCUGCAGUGUUAAUAUUUAUCCACACAGAACCAAGCUAGCCUUCAGUCCACAGACUCACAGCGUUGGAGAAUGCUCCCCUGAGCAGCCAAGAAGCUAGAAAAGCAAGUCCUCCUACCUCCUCUGCUGGGCAAGGCUGGAUGGUCCCCCCCUGCGAAGAUGAUCUCAUGUAGGAAGCUCUGUUGGCGCUAUCAUGUGUGGACCCUGGGCUGCUACAUGCUGCUGGCCGUCGUUGCUCUGAAACUGUCCCUCAGACUGAAGUGUGACUUUGAUGUCGUGGAUCUGAACUCGAAGGAAUUUCAAAGCCAGCACUGCAGGGAUUUCCUGUACAAGACCCUGAAGCUGCCAGCAAAGAGGCCCAUCAACUGUUCCGGGGUCACUCGAGGGGAGCAGAAUGCAGUGAUCCAGGCUCUGCUGAAUAACCUGGAGAUUAAGAAGAAGCGGCAGCCCUUCACAGAGGCCGACUACCUUAGCAUGACAGCAGACUGUGAGCAAUUCAAGACCAAAAGGAAGUUCAUACAGUUCUCGCUGAGUAAAGAAGAGGCCGACUUCCCCAUUGCGUAUUCCAUGGUGGUUCACGAGAAGAUCGAGAACUUUGAAAGGCUGCUGCGCGCUGUGUACACUCCUCAAAACAUAUACUGUGUCCACGUGGAUCAGAAGUCCCCAGAAACUUUCAAGCAGGCAGUCAGGGCCAUUGUGUCGUGCUUCCCAAAUGUCUUCAUAGCUAGUAAGCUGGUGUCAGUGGUCUAUGCUUCCUGGUCUAGGGUGCAGGCUGACCUGAACUGCAUGGAAGACUUACUCCAGAGCUCCGUGCCAUGGAAAUACCUCCUCAACACCUGUGGGACAGACUUUCCCAUCAAGACCAAUGCUGAGAUGGUCCAGGCCCUCAAGCUAUUGAAUGGGCAGAACAGUAUGGAGUCAGAGGUACCACCCCCACAUAAAAGGUUCCGCUGGACAUAUCACUAUGAGGUGAAAGACACAUUGUACAAUACCGGCAAGAGAAAGACCCCUCCGCCUAAUAACAUAACCAUGUUUACUGGGAAUGCCUACAUGGUGGCUUCUCGAGACUUCAUUGAGCAUGUAUUAAACAACGCCAAAGCCCAACAACUAAUCGAAUGGGCAAAAGACACCUACAGUCCCGAUGAGCACCUUUGGGCCACCCUCCAGCGUGCCUCCUGGAUGCCUGGAUCAGCUCCCUCGCACCCCAAAUUUGACCUCUCAGACAUGAGAGCUAUUGCAAGGCUAACCAAGUGGCAGGACCAUGAGGGAGACAUCGAGGACGGGGCGCCCUACACACCUUGUUCAGGAGUCCACCAGCGGGCUGUCUGCAUUUAUGGGUCUGGGGACCUGCACUGGAUACUUCAGAACCAUCACCUCUUGGCCAACAAGUUUGACCCAAAGGUGGAUGAUAAUGUUCUUCAGUGUUUAGAGGAAUAUUUACGUCACAAAGCCAUCUACGGGACUGAACUGUGAGACAGACUGCAAGGUGAUUGCUGUCCCGUAUGGCGGGAAAUGCCAGGACUUACUGGGGCAAUGUGGGGUAGGCAUCUGGGGCCCUGGACUCCAUUGCUCGAUAGAGUGAGGGGGCUGCUACUGGAGCAUGGGUAAGUAGAUCUCUGCCAGCUGUGAGCUGCUGCUGGUGAAUGUGGCUCUUCUCCAGCCACAUUUUCCCCAAGAGCCCCUCUUCGGCUUGCUUCCUCAGAACCAGACCAAGAGCCACUGUCCUUUGGGAGAAUAAGGUAGGAACACAUGGCCAGGGACUCUAGAUUCUGGGUGGAGGUUUCCCGUGAGGCUCUCUCCUGAGACUCUGUUUUAAAUAUACCUGGGCUUUGUCAUGUCGUGGAAAGACCCCUCCCCUUUUGUACUGUUAACUUAAAAUAAAUAGUAUCCAAACCAAAAAGUCCCGUCCCUACAGUGUUAUCUGUGAAUC